Molecule: messenger RNA, 756 nt
Organism: Cylindrotheca closterium
Lineage: Eukaryota; Bacillariophyta; Bacillariophyceae; Bacillariales; Bacillariaceae
Source: the annotation of a GenBank genome assembly
AUGAAACAAUCCUUGGCAAAACUCUUACUCCUCUUUGUUUUGUGUACUAGAGAAACAGUAUUUGCUCUUGAAGGUGUUGUUAGACUACGAGGAACUUCUACUCCGAACACACCACCAGCACGGCUUCUUGUUGAUGAUUCGAACAUUUUCAACGUGACUGCGACACCGUCCUCCAUAGAAGAUAAUUCGAACAAUACCGAUGGGACUACAGCACCUUCCUCCUUACAAGAUGAUUCGAAUAGUACCGAUUCAAACAACACUGGUACCGAAGAAGAAGAAGCGACUACAGCACCUUCUUCCUCUAUCGAACCAUGUCUGAACUGGGAUGAUGAUUCUCCUUGUUCGCCGUCCCAGCCAACGACAACACCUUCAACUAGAUCAUUUUCUGAUAUUCCAGGUUUAGGAUUCAUUGUCAUGGCUAGCAUGAUUGUUGGGACCAUUAUAUUCAUUAAAUGGCUAUGCAAUCCAGAGAACCGCGUUUGUGGCGUUUGGCUUGUUGUAAUGAUUGUUUUCUUCAUUGUCACUUUUCCUUGGGGUUUGGUGCUGUGUUUGUUAUGUGGUUCUGCCGCUGGGGGUGGUGGUGGUGGUAGUGGUAGUGGUAAUAUUUUUGAAAGCAACGAUUCCAAUGGCAUCCCCUGGGGGUACCGAGAACCAAGUCGUUUUGCAUCUGCACCUGCUCCAAGCCCAGAAAGAUGGGUGGUUGACAGCGGUAUUACGAAUCACUAUGGCGAACCUGCCCGCUGGACCAGAGAAUAA